This is a messenger RNA of Caenorhabditis sp. 36 PRJEB53466, 1359 nucleotides long. NCBI's taxonomy places the organism in Eukaryota, Metazoa, Nematoda, Chromadorea, Rhabditida, Rhabditidae. The record is from the annotation of a GenBank genome assembly.
AUGCGUGUGACUCCUCACGCCCAGGACACGGGCGGCUUCUACGUGGCGCUUAUCGAAAAAGUGUCGGAGACCAACUUCGAGCCGAGCGCGGCCAAGUCAGUUUUUCGUUUUUUUUUUUAAAUCGAUUUUCCAUAAAAUGCUCCGUUCUUGCAGUGGUCCGGCAUGGAAAAAGAAGAAAAUGUUCAAGGACGAGCCGUUCACUUUCCUGAAAUUGGACGACGAGCGAUGGAACGACAUUCGGUACACUUUUCGUUUUAGGAUUUCAUAAUAGUGUUAUUGACAUUUCCUUCCGGUUUUUGAGUCAAUUUCGAGUGGAAAAGAGCAGCGAUGUCAGCAGAAUAAAUACAGUUUUAGCAAGAAUUACAAUUUUUCAGUUCGCACUACGGAAUCGACACCUCGUUCGAGUACCAGAAUCUGUUCAGUCGCCGUCUCGAAACGAACGAUGCGAACAGCCGACAGCUGUUCUUUGCCAAUGACGCCGUCAAAAAUUUCGUGGUAAUUUUCACAAUUUGCAAGAGACGCACCCGUUUCUCUUCGUUUUCAGUGCUAUUUCUCUCAAUUUUCCGCCUAAUUUUUGCAGAAAGAGAACAUGACGAAGGUGUCGAUCCAGAAUGCGGGAAUGAAGAUGUUCAGUCGGACGGAGGGCAAGGUCGAGUCGACGAGAUUCCGUCUCUCGCAGGAGGGAAUUCGCUAUCUGUUCAAGUUUAUGAACAAACAGAAAGUGAGGAUCGGCGCCGAGGACAUGCUCAAAAUGCUAAAGUCCGAGGAGAAUCUGGUGCCGCUGGAGACGUUGACGUGCAAAACGGACGUCCGGCAGCAGCAGAACGGCACCGUCGUCGUCUUUUGUGAAGAGGACGAGCCCGUCUGCACCUGGGUACGCUUUCAACCCCAAACAUUAAGCAAUUGGUUUCGAAUCCAUUUGUGCUGAAAAUGCAAAAAAAAAAUUAGUAAAUUCAUUUUUGUGCCAAACUCUAUGUUAAUUUUGCAGGUCGGCUACCACACAAUCGCGCCGUACAUUUCGAAAGAAGAACGCCUCCAUUUACUGCGAAUGAUGGGCGUCGAUUGUGCCGAAAUCGAGUUGCUCAUGAAGAGCAAGAGAAAGGAAAAGGUAGGCUAACCGCUGGCCGCCUCCGGUUUCGUUAAUCGAACAUUUAUAGUAGAAACUUAUUUAACGUAUUUCAGGCCGCCCAGGACCGUGAAGCGGCGUGGGCUCGCAAAGAGGAAGAAGCGAAGGCGUCCGGAGAGCCGUCCACGUCCACAAAUGCUCCAGAAUCGUCAUCAGAAUCGCCAGAAGCCGCCGAGAGCUCCGAAGAGCCGAAAGAAGAGAAAAUGGAGGAAGAAGAGACCUGUCAACUAUAA